AUGGUAGAAGUAAGAAUCUAUCCCAUAUACUUUAACAGAGGAAUAAAACGGUCACAAGGAAGAAAGGUGCCAUUCUCCAGUAACUCAAAGCCAGUCACACUGCAGCAGCUCCUUAAAGCACUGAUUCAGCUAAAGAUCGAAUAUAAAGUAGAAACCAAGCAGCACCCAAAGCAUUCGUAUGCACUUUGCGCAGAGUGCCUGCCUGCAGCCACAAAACCAGAAGAAGUGGAGAGACUAUUUAGCACAACAGGAGGGUCAGUUAUGAUUACAACUGACAGUAAAAGGCAGUUAAUAAAAGAGAUAAAUGACUUAUUAAGCACAAAUAAAUAA
Molecule: messenger RNA, 330 nt
Organism: Nematocida ausubeli
Lineage: Eukaryota; Fungi; Microsporidia
Product: SRP19 protein
Exons: 1
Coding region: 1-330 (109 amino acids)
Biological process (GO): SRP-dependent cotranslational protein targeting to membrane
Cellular component (GO): signal recognition particle
Molecular function (GO): 7S RNA binding
Source: RefSeq, a predicted model, not a curated record